Penicillium diatomitis is the source of this 246-nucleotide messenger RNA. RefSeq lists its product as uncharacterized. The record is from RefSeq and is a predicted model, not a curated record. Bases 1 to 246 code for a protein of 81 amino acids. Lineage: Eukaryota; Fungi; Ascomycota; Eurotiomycetes; Eurotiales; Aspergillaceae. The transcript has 2 exons.
AUGAGCGGAUUUAUUCCCAGUGAUCGCAAAGAGGAUAAACGAGCGAAGGACAAUGUUGCGAAGCACGAAGCGAGAGCGAUGACCUCCCGCAGCAGCCUCGGCAGUCAGGAUGUCCUUCUGCGGUCGGCGAAGGAUUGGCACGUCGAGGAGAAUCGUGUGUCCAAGGACGCUGGCCGGCCUGCGCACAAGGAGAGAGGAAAUUCGAGAUGGGGUCGUGAGGAAGUCAAUCUGCGACAAUUCGAAUAA